CCCAAGCCAGCGGUGACGUUAAAGAGACGCGUCAGGAUUUUCCCGUGAUCCUUUGCUGCAGCUUGUCCCUGACCUCUGUCGGCUGUGCGCUAAAAGACGGACAGAAAUGGUGCCUCCUGUGCAGGUUUCUCCUCUCAUUAAGACAGCCAGGUACUCGGCUCUGCUCGUGGGGCUCAUCUACGGCAAAAAGCGCUAUGAUUACCUGAAGCCCAUAGCGGCGGAGGAGAGGAGGAUCGAGGAGGAGGAGAAGAAAGUGAGGGAGGAGCAGGAACGCAUCGCUAAACAGCUGGCUGAGGCAAACGAAGACACGAUCCUGAAGUGAGCGCUCUGGAGUGUGUGCUGUGUUUAUGGACCCGUUCUGGAGGUCUCGCUGUUCUUCUCUUCGUCCCUCACCUUCCUCACCUUCUUCUACAUUAAUACCUGCUGUUUUACAAUGAAUAAGAUUUCUGUUUAUUAGUAAAAUUACAUCACUAUCCAUGA
Messenger RNA from Pangasianodon hypophthalmus (striped catfish), 480 nucleotides. It is a transcript of the gene atp5meb, whose product is annotated as ATP synthase membrane subunit eb. Bases 107 to 322 code for a protein of 71 amino acids. Lineage: Eukaryota; Metazoa; Chordata; Actinopteri; Siluriformes; Pangasiidae. Gene Ontology annotation, biological process: proton motive force-driven ATP synthesis. Gene Ontology annotation, molecular function: proton transmembrane transporter activity. The record is from RefSeq and is a predicted model, not a curated record. The transcript is spliced from 4 exons.